Corapipo altera (White-ruffed manakin) is the source of this 1488-nucleotide messenger RNA. Its product is annotated as epithelial discoidin domain-containing receptor 1-like. The record is from RefSeq and is a predicted model, not a curated record. The transcript has 8 exons. The annotation marks the transcript as partial. Lineage: Eukaryota; Metazoa; Chordata; Aves; Passeriformes; Pipridae. Gene Ontology annotation, biological process: protein phosphorylation; multicellular organism development; positive regulation of kinase activity. Gene Ontology annotation, cellular component: signaling receptor complex; membrane. Gene Ontology annotation, molecular function: ATP binding; protein tyrosine kinase collagen receptor activity; collagen binding.
GGUCAGCGGUCGGAGGCGGAUCUGCGAGUGCAGCUCUCGGGGCCGGGGGACACCGUCGUCAUCAACAACAACACGGGGGGGGGUCCCCGGGGGCUCCCCCGGUACGAGAGGAUCCCCCCCGGGCUGGGGGAGUACCAGGAACCCACCCGGGCACCGGCACCGGCACGGGAACGGCCGGGAAACACCGGGAAUGCCCCAUUGGCCAACCCGGCCUAUCGCCUCCUAUUGGCCACCUACGCCCAGCCAAUGGGAGGCCUCUCCCCGGCCACGCCCACCUUGGCCAAGCCAAUCAACACCGACGGUGUCUCCGAACCCGAGGGCGUGGCAGGGGGCGGGGCUUAUGCCGAGGCUGAUGUCACCGGGGGCUCCGCCUAUGCCGUGGCUGGCCCCGCCCCUGUCCCUGGCCCCGCCCUCCUCCCUUCCUUCCCGCGGGGACGGCUCCGUUUCCGGGAGAAGCUGGGGGAGGGGCAGUUUGGAGAGGUGCUGCUGUGUGAGGUCACUGACCCCGAGGCCCCGCCCCCUCUGUCCAGCCCCGCCCCCUCGGGCCGAGGGCGCCCCCUGCUGGUGGCGGUGAAGGUGCUGAGACCCGACGCCUCCAAAAACGCCCGGAGGGAUUUCCUGCAGGAGGCCCGGACCCUGGGGCGGCUGCGGGACCCCAACAUCGUUCGGCUGCUGGGGGUGUGCGGGGGGCCCGGCCCCCUCUGCAUCAUCACCGAGUACAUGGAGCACGGGGACCUCCACCAGUUCCUGGGCGGGCCCCGCGGCCCCGCCCUCAGCCUGCCCACCCUGCUGCACGUGGGGGCCCAGAUCGCGUCGGGGAUGAGGUUCCUGGCGGGGCUGAACUUCGUGCACCGGGACCUGGCGACGCGGAACUGCCUCGUGGGCGACGGCAUCACCGUCAAGGUGGCCGAUUUCGGGAUGAGCCGCAACCUCUACGCCGGGGAGUACUACAGGGUGCGCGGCAGGGCCCUGCUGCCCAUCCGCUGGAUGGCCUGGGAGUGCAUCCUCAUGGGCACGUUCAGCCCGGCCAGCGACGCCUGGGCCUUCGGGGUGACGCUCUGGGAGGUUCUGACGCGGUGCCGGGAACAGCCCUACGGGAGCCUCAGCGACGAGCAGGUCAUCGCCAACGCCGGCCACCACUUCAGGAACCGCGGCCAGCAGGAGUACCUGCCGUGCCCCCCCGGCUGCCCCCCGGCCCUGCACAAGGUGAUGCUUCGCUGCUGGGCCCGGGAGGCCUCCGAGCGUCCGACCUUCGGCCUCCUCACCCGGCUGCUGCGGGACCCCUCGGCCCUGGGAUGAGCCUUCAUCACCUUCACCUUCGUCACCAUCAUCAUCAUCUUCACCAUCAUCCUCCCCCGGCUGCUGCGGGACCCGGUGGCGCUGGGAUGAGCCUUCAUCGUCACCUUCACCUUCAUCAUCAUCAUCUUCAUCUUUAUCAUCUGCUGCGGGACCUGGUGGUGCUGGGAUGAGCCUUCAUCAUCAUCGUCA